Closterium sp. NIES-65 is the source of this 3861-nucleotide messenger RNA. NCBI's taxonomy places the organism in Eukaryota, Viridiplantae, Streptophyta, Zygnematophyceae, Desmidiales, Closteriaceae. The record is from the annotation of a GenBank genome assembly.
AUGAUCCACACCUUUCUUGGGGAGCUUCCCGAGCUUAGCAGUAGCCAUAUAACUCUUUUGCCUUCCGUGUCCACAAAACUACAUCUACUGCGUUUCGCGUCGCGCCUCUUUCUCGUCCGGGCCGUGCACUACCCCGCGCCGCAGGUGCACUUUCCCGAGUCCCAGGUGUUCCAUACACUGCACCAGGCGGUCAAAGCAUGUGCAUCAGGUGCGAAACCGGAUUCCCGAGGGGGACAUUCGCCCCACACGUCCUCCUAUCUCUCAUCCCGUCCUCCCCUCUCUCACCCCCCUCGAAAGCUCUCUCAUCCCCUCCUUCCCAAAACUCAUCCCCUCCUCCCAUCGCUCCUCCUCUCUUGUUAUCUCUCAUCCCGUCCACCCCCCCCCUCAACCCCUCCCUCCUCCCCUCAUCCCCGCCUUCUCUCGUCCCGUCCUCCCCUCUCACAUCCCCCCCUCCCCUAUCUCAUACCUCCUUCCCUCUCUCAUCCCCUCCUCCUCUCUCUCAUCCCCUCCUCCCAUCGCGAAUCCCCUCCUCCCAUCGCUCCUCCCAUCCGUCCAUCUCUCAUCCCGUCUUCCCAUCGCGCGUCCCCUUUUUCCAUCUCUCAUACCCUCCUCCCGUCGCCUAUUCCCACCCUCCUUCUCUCAUCCCCGCCUCCCCGCUCUCCUCCCCUCCGUCCUUCUCUCAUCCCGUGCUCCCCUCUAUCAUCCCAUCCCUCCCUCUCUCAUCCCCUCCUUCCCUCACUCAUCCCCUCCUCCCAUCGCUCGUCCCCCCUUUCCAUCUCUCAUACCCUCCUCUCAUCCCUCCUCCCCUCCCUCCUUCUCUCAUUCCCGCCUCCCCUUGCUCCGUGCAUCUUACCAUCUCUCAUGGCGUCCUCCCAUCUCCCAUCCUCCCAUCCCUCCUUCUCUCAUACCCGCCUCCCCUCUCUCCUCCCCUCCGUCAUACUCUCAUCCCGUCCUCCCCUCUAUCAGCCCAUCCCUCCAUCUCUCAUCCCCUCCUCCUUCCUUCUCUCAUCCCCUCCUCCCAUCGCACGUCCCCCUUUCCCAUCUCUCAUACCCUCCUCCCAUCUCCCAUUCCCCCCCUCCUUCUCUCAUACCCGCCUCUCCUCGCUCCUCCCCUCUAUCAUCACAUCACUCCUUCUCUCAUCCCCUCCCUCCCUCACUCAUCCCCUCCCUCCCCCACGCAUCCCCUCCUCCCAUUGCUCCUCCCCCCUUUCCAUCUCUCAUCCCCUCCUCAAUUCUCUCAUCUCCACCCUCAUUCUCUCAUCCCCGCCUCCCCUCCCUCCUCCCAUCUUACCUUCUCUCAUCCCCUCCUCCCCUCUCUCAUCCCCUCCUCCCCUCUUUCAGACCAUCCUCCUUCUCUCAUCCCGGCUGUCCUUCACUCGUCCCCUCCUUCCUUCUCUCAUUCCCUCCUCCCAUCGCUCCACCCCAGUUCCUUCUCUCAUCCCCUCCUCCCAUCCCACCUUCUCGCAUCCCCUUCCUCCUUCUCUCAUCCCCGCCUCUCCUCGAUCCUCCCCUCCGUCCUUCUCUCAUCCCGUCCCUCCCUCACUCAACCCCUCCAUCCCUCGCUCAUCCCCUCAUCGCCUCUCCCAUCCCCUCCUCUCCCAUCUCAUCCAAUCCGGAGCCUAUCUCAUUCCCUCCUCUCCUCUCUCAUCUCCUCCUCCCCUGUCUCUUCCCCUCCUCCCCUCUCUCAUCCCCUCAUUCCCUCUAUUAUUUCCUCCUCACCUCGCAUUCCCCCCCACUUUCCAUUUCUCAUCCCGUCCUCACAUCUCUCAUGACCUCCCCCUUUCUCUCACCCCCGUCCCCCCUUCACUCAUCCCUCCCUCUCCUUUCUCAUUCCCUCCUUUCCUCUUUCAUCCAUUAUCAUCCCCCUCUAUCCUCUCAGGACCAUGUCCUCCUCCCUCUCAUCCCUCCCUCUCCACUAUCAUCUCGUCCUCCCCUCUCUCAUCCCUCCCGUCCCUCUCUCCUCCCGUCCCCCACUCACUCAUCCCUCCCUCUCCUUUCCCAUCCCGGACUCUCCUCUCUCAUCCCUCACUCUCAUCUCUCAUCCCGUCCUCCCCCUCUCAUCCGUCCAUCUAUCGUCCCUUCCUCCGCUCUCACGUCGUCUCCUCUCCUCUUUCAUCCCGUCCUCCCCUCUCUCCUCCCGUCCUCUCCUCACUCCUCCCGUCUUCUCCUCUCUCCUCCCGUCCUCUCCUCUCCCAUCUCGUCCUCCCCUCCCUCAUCCCUCCCUCAUCCCUCGCCACGCCACGAUGUAAGUUCCCGAACGCCGCUUCAUCGCCGCCACGCCACCCCGCUAAUGCAAUCGCGUCCACAUCACCGCCACGCCGAUGCGCCUCCUCAACGGCUUGCAGCCUCCAUGUCGCGCCUCAUCGCCUACGCCUCCACCGCCACCUCGUUACCUCCAAGGACGAAACCCGAUCCCUUUUCCGUUCCCAUCUCUCCCAAGGUCGCAACUCCCUUUUCCCCCAUGUCGCACUUCCCCUUUCCCCCAAGUCGCACCUCCCCUUCCGAGCAAAGUCGCACCGCCACUAUCCCCCAAGUCGCACUUCCCCUUUCCACCUAACUCGCACUUCAACUUCCCCACAGGGCGCUCCUCCCCUUUACCCCAGGUCGCACCUCCUCUUCCCCCAGGUCGCACCUCCUCUUCCCUCAGGUCGCACCUCCUCUUCCCCCAGGUCGCACCUCCUCUUCCCCCAGGUCGCACCUCCUCUUCCCCCAGGUCGCACCUCCUCUUCCCCCAGGUCGCACCUCCUCUUCCCCCAGGUCGCACCUCCUCUUCCCCCAGGUCGCACCUCCUCUUCCCCCAGGUCGCACCUCCUCUUCCCCCAGGUCGCACCUCCUCUUCCCCCAGGUCGCACCUCCUCUUCCCCCAGGUCGCACCUCCUCUUCCCCCAGGUCGCACCUCCUCUUCCCCCAGGUCGCACCUCCUCUUCCCCCAGGUCGCACCUCCUCUUCCCCCAGGUCGCACCUCCUCUUCCCCCAGGUCGCACCUCCUCUUCCCCCAGGUCGCACCUCCCCUUCCCCUCCACUUCCCCUUCCCCUCUACUUCCCCUUCCCCUCCACUUCCCCUUCCCCUCCACUUCCCCUACCCCCGCGGGUCUCUCCUCUCCUUUCUCCCAGGUCGCUCCUCCCUGUCCCCCAGGUCGCUCCCCCCCUUUCCCCCAUGUCACACUUCCCGAUUUUUCCUCACAGAGCACCUUAUCAUUCCCUCACAAUGCACUACCCCUCCCUUCACUAAGACUUCCUCUCCCCUCCAAUCCCUUUUAUUCUCUUCGCUUCCCCCCCUUGCUUCCUCUAAUUUCCCCCUUGCUUCCUCUAAUUUCCCCCCUUGCUUUCCCUACGUUCCCCCCUUGCUUCCCCUCCUUUUCCCCCCUGCUUGCCCUCAUUGGUUCCGUGAUUCGCGUCCUCACUGUUUUUCUCUUGCCUACCCACCUGUUCGCCUGUGCUUGCCCUCUCAGUGUCCUUGUCAUGUCCCCCCGUGUCCUCCUCUCCCCCCGUGUCCUCCUCUCUCCUCCUUGUCCUCCUCUCUCCCCAGUGCCCUCCCUUCUCCCUUCUCUUUCCCUCAUGUACCACCCUCCUUUCCCUUAUUUCCCCUCUCCAACCCCUCAUUUCCUACCCUCUUUCCCUCUGUUUCCCCCUUUUCUUCCCCGUUGCUCUAGGUUUUCCCCCUUGCGCCUUCAUUUCCCACAAUGCUUCCCCUCUUUCCCCCCCUGCUUCCCCCCAUUCCCCCACCUCCUUCCCCUCGUUCCCUCCCCCUCCCCUCCCCCCCCCCCCCCCCCCUGCUCUCCCUUUCCCACCUGCGUGCCCACUCAGUUUCCGUGCUGCUUGUCCCUGUUUCUCCCGCCCCCCCGCCCUUCUCCCUUGUGA